UGCCGCUUAUCGCUUUACGACAUUGUUGCCAGCUAUCUUUUCUUCCUCUGAAAUGAACGUAUUAUAUAGAUUAUCCAUUAUUCCGUUCAAAACAGACUUGCCUUCGUAAUAACUGGCAUUUUUCAUAACACUUGCAGUUGAGUAUUCCGUAUUCAAAGUUUUGAAAGUGUCCUGCAGAACUGUGCAAAUUUGUGUUGUGCUAUCGUUGUGGUACCUGUGAAAGCUCUUCAUUCUUAGGAUUUUAUAUUCUCCGGAAAUAAAUACAACAGUAACACGAGAACUUUCUCCAGUUUCCUGGAAUUCGAAAGCAUUUAGCUAGCAUAGAUUUCUGGGAAUUGAGCGUGGAAGAAAUAGCUGAGCGCGAAAACAAGAAAGGUUGGAAAUUGUUUUUUGCAUUAUGAUCCAGCCCUUAUAGCUUGCUUCAUCUCAUAAUUUGACAAUGAAGAGCAAUAGCAGGAUUAUAAAUGGUUCUUCUCAGAUUUCCAAGAAAGGUGCGUCAAACAUGGCUAAAUCAGCAAGCCAAUAUAAAGCAAGGACUAAUUUUCUGCUUGAGCACUUAGCCUCUUCCACCAUCAGAACAAGCCAAGAUGCUCAGAAAUCAGCCAAAGAACGACUUUCUGAGACUAAGGAAUUGUUAGCCAAAGGAAACUUGUGGACUAAAGAGAUGGAGAUGAGACUGACAGACAAUGAUGUUGUGUUGUUAGAUGGAGAAACGCAGGAUGUAAUAGAGGUUUAUCCACUCUCAAGUAUAAACGUCGUUGAACAUCUUAGUGAUGAUUUAGAUUUAAACAGUGUAUUGCUGUUUACAACACAACAGACAGAAAACAAGUAUGCUGCUACACAUCUCUUCCAGUCUGACAGAGUGCCUGCUGCAGUUGUUGCAACAGAAAUCAUGAAAGCAGCAAGCAGCAAACAAGCUAUGCCUAGCAGACUCCAGGCCAAUAAAAAUGGUCCAUCACUACCACCUCCACCAUCAUAUGCCGCACCUCAACCACCUUCUCUGGAUAAAGAGCGCAUGGAUCUAUAUGAGAGGUCACUUGUUGCACAGACUAUUGCUGCAUUCUCAGCACAAUCCAAUGAAAAUCUAAGCAGACCAGGAAAAACACCCAAAUUCAGCCAGGGAGAGGGUGAUGGCGUUGAAGAAUCUGUGCCAUUAGAUGUGCUUGAAGCAAGGACCAACAGGGACGUGCAAAUCCUCAAUCACUGCAUUGAUGACAUUGAAAAUCUAGUGUGGAGGACAAAGAAAUCUGCUGAAGCCUGGAAAAAGCUACAGAAAAAGAAAGGCAAGAUAAAACCAGAUAAUCUUCUUGCCAUGGAAGCCAGACCUCCCCCUGAGAGUGACUUUAUAGAUGCAUUUCAGAAAUUCAAGUAUGCAUUCAACCUCCUGGGAAGACUUCGACCUCAUAUUCACAAUCCCAAUGCAGCAGAAUUGAUUCAUUAUUUGUUUGUUCCUUUGUCUCUUCUUGUCAGAUGUACCAAUGGUCCUGAAAAAGCCAGAUCUGUUGUAUCCCCCUUACUGUCUACACAAGCUGUUGAACUACUACAAAACUGUUUAUCAUCUAAAGAAAUGGAGUUAUGGUCUGCUCUUGGCCCAAACUGGACAGAGACUAAGCACUCAAAGCACUUCAAAGAUCAGUUUAUCCCUCCUUAUGCACCAGUGUUUAAGGAUGGCUGGGUGCCUCCUGAAUAUGUUGGUAGUAAAGAUAUACCAGCUAAUAUCUCUGCCGCUGUAGCUGCUAAUGCUGCUGCUGUUGCUCAGAUGAAUGACCAACAGAAGAGGACAGAUGAUUCAGAACCAACAAGUCCAACAGUGUUGACAGCUGCUGCCAAAUUUAGACGACUUGCAAGUAAACAAGACAGCAAUCAUUACAGUGCAGCUCCAAGCAAAGCUAUCUUUAGGAGAAGUUACAUCCAGUAUGAUUUCACUGCUAGGAACUCUAAAGAGCUGUCAGUCAAACAGGGAGAUGAAGUAGCUAUACUGGAUGACAGUCGGAAAUGGUGGUGUGUGAGGAAUUCAGAUGGGGAGAUUGGUUUCAUUCCUAAUACAAUAAUAGAAUCAAAAGGGGUUGAAAACCAGGGAAACACUGCCACUUCUUCAGUGACUACUCAAGCAUCGUAUCUGCCAAGUCCUCCUUCUACUGCCCCUCCACCAAUACCAAGCAUGUCUGUUACAGACAUACAGAUUAAGAAAGCUGAGACAACAGAGACUAGUUCAGUCAACCUAGAGAACAGAAAAGUACCAUUUGUGGAACUCAGACAUGUCAGCGUCAACAAGAACGAAGAGGAUAUUGGACCAAAACCUCCCCCACCCCCUCCUAUGAGCCCUCCUCCACCAACCCCUCCCCCCUCAACUGCUACUGUGACAGCAACCAAAGUGACUGUCAACAGAACAGAAAAUAGUGAGCAGCCACCUAGCGAUUUCCAAAAAGCCAUCCUCAAUGGAGGUAAUCUGAAAAAGGUAAACAAAGAAGCUAUACAAAAGAAGAAGGAAGAAGAAAAAGAGAAAAGAAUGAGUUCAGCAGACAUGUUAACGGAUGAGUUAAAGCGCAGGAUGACUCAUGGUGCUCUUACACCCCAUGUAGUUCAUAAAACAGAACAAAUAGAGCCUGUUGUGCUUAAUCCUGAUUCUGGGACACAUGAAGUACGAGAUUGGCUGAAGAGCAAAAACUUUAGUCAAGCUUGUGUCCAGGCAUUAGCUUGGAAGUCCGCUAAGGAUCUGGAAAAGAUGAGUAAAGAUGAGUUAAAGAGAACAUGUGGAGGAGCAGAAGGUGCUCRUGUCUAUAGUCAGUUUGCUGUCCUGUGCUCACAGUGGAAGACAACGUCAAAAGGAAACGAACUUCAGUUCAUUAUGCAACGUCGUAAAGAAAUGGUAGAUGUAACCACACCAAAAGACCCCACAGAGGAAGGUAAACUCAGAAACAUUGUAGCAGAAGCACGAGCUGCGGAAUUAGAAGGUGUCAAUAUAGAAACCGAAGGGGUAAAACGAAAUUCAUAUUCUGGCAAGAAACCUGUGAUGGUAGCCAUUCCACAAGAAAGACCCCAUCCACAAAAUAUGGUCAUAGAAGCAAAAGUAAAGCCAGAAAGACCUCGUUCUGACAGUAACAAAAUUCCCCCACCCACUAGGAGAAAGUCUAGAGGUUUAUCAUUUGGCAGUGAACAGUUUAUUCCUCCACCACCUGCAGACUACAAUGACAAGGAUAUAGCAAUGACUCCUGAACAAAUUGAUGCAAUCUUGAAAGAACAGAAAAAACAACAAGAACUACUCAUGGAGCAUGAGAAGCAGUUUGCUCUCUUGGAACGACUUAACAUCCAAAAAAAAGAGCUUGAAGAACAUAAAAGAGAGUAUGAAGAACAUCAAAUGAGACAACGUCAGGCAGAAUUAGAGGAAAGGCAGAAAGAACUUGAGAAGCAAAUCAAGGCUCAACAAGCGGAAAUGCAAGCCAAUCAGUCACGCAUUCUGCAGCAGAAUAGCUAUAUGACUGGUAUGACUGGUAUGAGCAAUAUGAUGAUGCCCCAGCGGCAAAUCCCUAUGAUGACGCCACAGGUUCAGAUGAUACCUGUCAGUGGAAUGCCUUCUCAACCUGCUUACAUGUCAGUAGCACCCAUGGCACAAGGAAUGCAACCCAUGAUGGGUUAUACGCACGGACUACCUCAAGGCACCAUACCUCAAAUGGUACCCUUCAAUCCCAUAAUACACCAGUAACCAACCACCCAUAUUCGUAACAAAGGGUGGUAGACAAAUGAACUUUGUUGAAAUAAUUUUCAUAUUUUUCUAGUUUGGAAAAACUUUAGGGACACGACUUCAUCGUAAUGAAGCACGGCAAAGCAGUAGUUUAUAGUAAAGCAUAUGAUUUGUGCUAAUAGCUAUUUGUAUCGUCUUGAUUAUAACACAAACUGAACAUUAUAUACUACAUGGCAUACUACAUGGUAUACUACAUGGUAUACUACAUGGCAUACUACAUGGCAUACU
This is a messenger RNA of Actinia tenebrosa (Australian red waratah sea anemone), 3970 nucleotides long. Its product is annotated as epidermal growth factor receptor kinase substrate 8. Gene Ontology annotation, cellular component: plasma membrane. Gene Ontology annotation, biological process: regulation of Rho protein signal transduction; Rho protein signal transduction. Gene Ontology annotation, molecular function: actin binding. NCBI's taxonomy places the organism in Eukaryota, Metazoa, Cnidaria, Anthozoa, Actiniaria, Actiniidae. The record is from RefSeq and is a predicted model, not a curated record.